Arachis duranensis is the source of this 1169-nucleotide messenger RNA. RefSeq lists its product as uncharacterized. Gene Ontology annotation, cellular component: membrane. NCBI's taxonomy places the organism in Eukaryota, Viridiplantae, Streptophyta, Magnoliopsida, Fabales, Fabaceae. The record is from RefSeq and is a predicted model, not a curated record.
GAUCCUUCAGCCAUACUCUACAACCUAGCAUGGCGGAAGAUACGAAUACCUUAAGUUAUUGGUUGAAUUGGAGGUUCUUCCUCUGUGCACUAUGGAUUUUGGCUGCUAUGGGCCUAGCAUCGUUUUUGAUAUGGAGGUAUGAAGAAUUCAGAAAAUCAAGGAAUGAGAGGAGAGAAAGGCAGCGGCGGCGAGAAACGGCUGGCUCUCUGUACAAGGGUGAAGCGUGGAAUACAUGUCUUAAAGGAAUACAUCCUUCUUGGUUGCUUAUUUACAGGAUUGUGUCUUUUCUUGUGCUUCUGAUUUUGCUCAUUGUUAAUGUGAUUGUUGAUGGAGGUGGCAUAUUUUACUUCUACACUCAGUGGACUUUCACUUUGGUCACCAUUUACUUUGGGCUUGCAUCUUGUUUCUCCAUAUAUGGAUGUUGUUUCAACCACAACAAACUUGAGGCCAACACUGCAGAUUCUGAACAAGGAACUUAUUCGGCUCCUAUACUUGAUGGGGCGGUAGAGCGUAACCUGAUCAAGAAUUCACACACUGAUCAGGAACCUCACACUUGGAAUCCUGCUGGUGCAUGGGGUUAUAUGUUUCAGAUCAUUUUUCAGACUUCUGCAGGUGCUGUAAUGCUCACCGACUUAGUAUUCUGGCUCGUUAUUUAUCCGUUUAUGACAGCCGCCGAUUUCAGGCUGCACUUUUUUGAUGUUUGUAUGCACUCUGUUAAUGCUAUUUUCCUCCUCGGCGACACGGCAUUAAAUUGCAUGAGAUUCCCAAUGUUCCGGUUUGCAUACUUCAUCUUGUGGACUGGUAUAUUUGUGAUUUUUCAGUGGAUCAUCCAUGCUUGUGUUUCACUUUGGUGGCCUUACCCGUUCCUUGAUUUGUCGUCGCCAUACGCACCCUUGUGGUACUUUGCUGUGGGUGUCAUGCACAUUCCGUGCUAUGGCGCCUUUGCUUUGGUCGUCCGGUUGAAGCACUUGUGGUUGUCAAGAACGUUUCCGGAGACCUGUCAGUUUAUCCGGUGAUACUAAACUCCACUCCACUCCACUCCCAUUCCAUAACCCCCACAAAAUUGUUCAUGGGAUCUUGUUAUUUUUAUUUAUUAUUGUGGGCGAUAGAUACUUGUAUGUAAGAUUCAAGAUUGAGUUCAUAUAAAAGUUCUCUUCUCUAUUUUGUAA